AUGCAGAAAUAUGGAAUUAAACAUAAAUUGGCUACCCCCUAUCACCCUCAAACUAGUGGCCAAGUGGAGUUGGCUAACAGGGAGCACAAAUUAGAUGAUGCAUUAUGGGCAUAUAGAUCUGCAUAUAAGACACCCAUUGGCAUGUCCCCAUACAGAUUGGUCUUUGAUAAAGCAUGUCAUUUACCAGACGAGUUAGAGCAUAAGGCCUUUUGGGCUCUUAAAUUCUUUAAUUUUGACAUUCAGGCCACCGGGGCUAAGAGACGGUUGCAAUUGAAUGAGAUGGAUGAAUUCAGACUUGCCGCCUAUGAAAAUGCCAAGGUUUAUAAAGAUAGAAUUAAAAGGUGGCAUGAUAAGAACUUCUUGAGACGGGACUUUCAUGUAGGCCAGCAA
Molecule: messenger RNA, 390 nt
Organism: Nelumbo nucifera (sacred lotus)
Lineage: Eukaryota; Viridiplantae; Streptophyta; Magnoliopsida; Proteales; Nelumbonaceae
Source: RefSeq, a predicted model, not a curated record